ACUGGGGCGAGACGAGGGGCGUUGGUGGGGACGCUGGGCGGCCUCCAGGCGGCCAGCUGACCCUCAGGGCCGCGCGGGCUCCGGCUCCGAGCGUGGUGGGCCAACCGGGGCGCGCCCGGGCCUGGACGCUCCCUGACCGUGCUGACUGAGCCCCCAGGCCCCUGACGUUUAUGGGGUCGCAGACGAAGAAGGUGCUGCUCACACCCCUCAUGCGUCCCGCUCGCCCCUUCCGGGUCUCCAACCAUGACAGGAGCAGCCGCCGAGGGGUGACCGCCAGCAGCCUGCAGGAGCUCCUCACCAAGACCCUGGAUGCCCUGGUUAUUGCCAGCGGACUGGUCACGUUGGUGUUGGAGGAGGACGGCACCGUGGUGGACACGGAGGCGUUCUUCCAGACCCUGGGGGACAACACGCACCUCAUGGUCCUGGAGAAGGGACAGAAGUGGACACCGGGUGCUACCUACAUCCCAGCCCGCCAGCCGCCAAAGAGACAGGGGAUCGCGAGAGUAACCUUCGACUUGUACAAGCUGAACCCCAAGGAUGUCAUCGGCUGCCUCAACGUGAAAGCCACUAUGUACGAGAUGUACUCGGUGUCCUACGACAUCCAUUGCCCGGGGCUCAAGGCCCUGCUGAGGAGCCUGCUGUUGUUCCUGUCUCACACCGCCCAAAUGACCGGUCAGUGUCUCGUCCACACGGGCACCUACAUGCUCCGAGUGCUGGCUGACACAGAGGAGCGGGCGGUGCCCAGCCCGCGCCCUCGCCGGGGGAUCACGAGUGGAUAGGGGUGCACAGUGCGGAGUCUCCGCUGACCUCAACCCCGCAGGUCCCUCUCCAGGGACGCGUUCGGAAGACGCUGUGUUCCCACCACGUGUCCCCUGCUCAGGAAAGAAAAGGGGCCUGAGGGCACUGCCAGGGGCCAGGCGGUGGAGGCCCCCUGGGUGGGGAUGGGGUGGGGGGAUGCGGGCAGCAUGAGGCCUGCGGCUCCACAAUAAACCAGUCAAGAGAGUCGCUGUGAUACCGCACUUCUUCCUCCUGUCUUCUUCAUGUCAGAAAAGCACACCUCACAGAAGCAAAACUCAGCCAGAGAUGCUCUGCUAACACGUGCAAUCACUUUUAAGUCUGUCAGGAGACAGGAGGGUCAGAUGUUAUUGUGGGGUUUUAUGUCGGUCCUGAAUGAGCCCAGUGACCUGAGAGCCUGUGACUCUGAAUUUUUGGAGGUGAUCAAGCCGCACUGGCAACCUUUCCUUAAAACAAAGCUGCUCCAAAGUGGGGCCUGAUGCAGGACGGGCGUGGCCGAGUCAGGCGGGACCCCAGGCCACGAGGGACGCGGGCUGAGCCCCAACCACACGGCUCGGGAGGGGGCAGUGCGGCUCCCGGGGGGAAAACGGAGCGCCGCUGCUAGACUAGGAGACCCGCAGGAGCCAGGUGCCAUUCGGAUCUGUGGUUUUCCUCCUAAGAAACGCUGCCACAGAGGCCUGUCCCCUUCCUGACUGACAACCCAGGACAGUGGGAGACACCACAGCUUGUCCCAGAAGCACAGAACCGCCUGCAGUCAGACCCCUGGGCCCGGACUCGUGGUCCCCCGCCCCCGCCCCCAUCACAGCCUGGAUCCCCUCGGACCCCUGCUAUGCCGACCUGACUCCCACCCAUUCCCUGCUUCACACGCCCAGCAGCAGGGCUGGGAGCCCAGGACCUCAGGCAGGAGGGGCAGAAGUAAAGGAAUUGCAGCCGCAUUCCUCAGAGCAGAGCCUCUUUUUCAAACAGAGCAAAAUAAAAAAGGCAUCUCAGGGCCCCCCUUCCCCUCCUGCUCGGCUUCUGGGGGAAAUGCAGCGGGGGGUGGGGGGGAGGUUGGCGGAGGUGGGUGGUGCUGCCACCGGCUCCGCGGGCUCUGCUGUGAGCGCUUCCCUUACAAGGAGCUCGGCUGGAAGCCCUUCCAGAGCGAGGGAGGAGGACGGAAAUGGCUUUCCGGCACCUUCCGCUGGGCGGCUCCUGCCUCUCACUGACCAAGGGCUGCAUCACUUCCCAGGGAUUUGGCCUCCUGGAGAGGGGCGGCCCGGCUUCCAAAAAAGGAAUUUUCCCUCAGUGCCCUGAUGCCUUGACUCAGCCCUCUCUCUGACUCAGCGCCCUUUCCCCCUUUCCUUACUGCGUCCAGGGGCUCCCUGGCCUGUUCUAAGGGGGAUUAAGCAGGAGGAGAAUGUGGAACUGACAGGGGUCUUAGAAGCGGGUUACAGUCAGAAGAAGGACGACUUAGAGUCUGGGAGUUUCUGAACGAGCUCCUCCACAACAGCCUGCAUCCGCCCAUGGGCCUCCUGUCUCCCGCUCCUGUGUGAUGAAUAAAUUGUGUGCAAAAAGGACA
Messenger RNA from Lagenorhynchus albirostris (white-beaked dolphin), 2353 nucleotides. It is a transcript of the gene CIDEA, whose product is annotated as cell death inducing DFFA like effector a. The transcript has 5 exons. Gene Ontology annotation, cellular component: lipid droplet. Gene Ontology annotation, biological process: lipid storage; regulation of apoptotic process; apoptotic process. Bases 171 to 779 code for a protein of 202 amino acids. The record is from RefSeq and is a predicted model, not a curated record. NCBI's taxonomy places the organism in Eukaryota, Metazoa, Chordata, Mammalia, Artiodactyla, Delphinidae.